Messenger RNA from Harpia harpyja (harpy eagle), 1281 nucleotides. It is a transcript of the gene HBEGF, whose product is annotated as heparin binding EGF like growth factor. Bases 91 to 717 code for a protein of 208 amino acids. The record is from RefSeq and is a predicted model, not a curated record. Gene Ontology annotation, biological process: epidermal growth factor receptor signaling pathway; positive regulation of cell population proliferation; positive regulation of mitotic nuclear division. Gene Ontology annotation, molecular function: heparin binding. NCBI's taxonomy places the organism in Eukaryota, Metazoa, Chordata, Aves, Accipitriformes, Accipitridae. The transcript is spliced from 6 exons.
GUCGCCGGAGAGCGGUUGCCGGUGCGGGGCCGAGCGGAGCGGAGCGGAGCGGGGCUUGGGCAGCGGCUGGGACGCGGGUGCCCGCGGGUCAUGGACGGGCGGGCGGUGCUGAUCCACGCGCUGCUGGCGGCGGUGUGCUCGGCGGCGGCGGGCGGGCUGGGCCGGGACGAGCUGCACAACGAGGUGCUGCACAAGGGCGGCGGCGGCGGAGGGGCGCCCGUCCCGGCCACGGCCGCGCUGCUCGGCGGCAGCCCGGAGAAGGAGGGCGGCGGAGCGGCCUCGGGGGACGACCUCAGCGAGCUGCCGAGAGUUGCUUUCCUGUCAAAGCCUCAAGGCCUGGUUACUCCCAAGAAAAAAGGGAACGGGAAUAAAAGAAGAAAAGGCAAAGGCCUGGGGAAGAAGAGAGACCCGUGCCUGCGGAAGUACAAGGAUUUCUGUAUUCACGGCGAAUGCAAAUACAUCCGAGAGCUGGGAGCUCCCUCCUGCAUAUGCCAGCCAGGAUAUCAUGGAGAGAGAUGCCACGGCCUCUCGCUGCCUGUGGAGCACCCCCCCAGCGCAUACGACCACACCACGGCACUGGCUGUCGUUGCUGUUGUCCUGUCCUCCCUGUGUCUCGUCAUCAUCGCAGCCCUGCUGAUGCUCAGGUGUCACAAGAGGGGUGUCUACGAUGUAGAAAACGAGGAGAAAAUCAAGCUGGGCAUCACUGUGAAUCACUGAGGAUGCCGGGUGCUGGCGAGGGGUCGGCACUAACGCACUUCUACCUCCUGGAAGAGGCGAAAGCCGCGGAGCCAGCACCGUCCCUGGGAGCCCACAGCAUGGUGGGAACUUGCUGGAGCAGCAGAACGGCACCCGCUUCGGGGCUGGUUGGGCAGCGGUGUCACUGCAGGGAGCUUUGUGGCCAUCUCUGGGAUGGAGGGGGCUCGGGAGAGGCCCUCGCUGACCAGGUGGCUGUGUGGAGGCAGGAGGGACUGGCCAGCCGGUGGCAUAGGGACUCUCCAGCAGCUCUCCGUCCACUGCGGUGCAUGCCAAGGAACAAACUGUGAAAGGCGAGGAGACCGGGCUCGGGGCUUUCUAGGUGCAGGAGGGGUGGGAGGGUAACAGCUAUUUAACAAGAUAUUUUUCAUUUUAAAUUAUAUAUUUAUUUUAGAUAAACUGUACAUAGUAUUUAUAUUUAUUGUAGGUCUAGCCUGCAUCCUUCAUGUAGAUCAAGAUGACAGGGUCAGACCUCCCUUAUUUUUUAAGUGCAAUGUAAUAUUCUAAUAAAUAACACUUUGUUACAAA